AAGAGCGAAGGGUAUAGGAAAGCUUGAUAAACACAGUGGCCAGGCAGGGGAUUUCCACUUUAGCUGCUUAUAUAAAGUGGACGCAAGUUCCUUUUCCCUGUCUCCUGACUCUGCUCCUGUGAUUGUAGAGAUGGCUGCCACCCUCUGUGUGAAUGUCCAUUCUCAGCAAUGGGGGCCAAUGACCUUCCCUGCCUGCUCAGAAGACAGAGUGAAGAAGAUCAAUGAACAUGUCCGGUCUAAGAUCAAGGUUCCUGUGCAGGACCAGGUCCUCCAGCUGGGCUCGAAGACCCUGAAGCCCCAGAGGACACUGUCAUCCUAUGGGAUUGACAGGGAGACGACCAUCCACCUCACCCUGAAGGUGGUGAGGCCCAGUGAUGAGGAGCUGACCUUGGAAUUGGUGGAGUCCGGUGAUGAGGGGCAGAGGCACUGCCUCCAGGUGCGAAGGUCCAGCUCAGUGGCCCAGGUGAAAAAGAUGAUCGAGACAAAGACUGCCAUACCCCACAAGAAGCAGGUUGUGACUUGCAAUGGGAAGAAACUGGAAGAUGGGAAGAUCAUGGCAGACUAUGGCAUCAAGAAGGGCCACUUACUCUUCCUGACAUACCCCUGCAUUGGGGGGUGACCACCCUGGGGAUGGAGUGAUAUCAGGAAAAAAAGCCCUUAUUUGCUUCUUUCCCUUACUCUACAUAUCCUUUGAAAAUUUCCCCAAAUCAAUGUGAAAGCUAAAUAGAAAGAGAAGAUUUGGGGUGGAUUGGGGAGGAAGACUGUAGAAUACUUCUAACACAUUGAUUCUUUCAUUCUAACAUCGAAUAACUGGCAAAAUUGCAUAUAACAUAUUACACAUAUUGAUAUAAUAUUUUAGAAUUUGAAGGCCUAUUAGAGAUAGUGUUCAAAACCAGCUUGCUGUUUAAUCCUUUCUUGGUUCCCUCUGAUUCAUAGAAAACCUUCUAUUUCCUUCCCCAACACACAAGAUAGUACGUCUUAGGUUGUGAUCCAUGUUCUUCUUCUUCUUCUUUUUUUUUUAAAUUGGACUAUAGUUGCUUUAUAAUGUUGUGGGAGCUGCUGCUGUACAGCAAGGUGAAUUAGCCACACCCAUGUUCUUCUGAUAACUGCGUUUGCAUCUCUGUUUAGCUCAGUGCUUCUUCUAUCAUAUCACUGAAUAACCAUUGAAGCAAAUUGACUUUCUACUCAUAAAGAAUCGUGAAUUAUUUACUGUGCCAUGACUACAAUCAUAUUAAUAAAUAAUUUAGAAAUUCCAAUAAACUACUUCCCAUCUCCUUAUUUAAAGCUGCUUGUUAUGAAAUGAA
Hippopotamus amphibius kiboko is the source of this 1304-nucleotide messenger RNA. RefSeq names its product ubiquitin D-like. Bases 131 to 619 code for a protein of 162 amino acids. Gene Ontology annotation, molecular function: protein binding; proteasome binding. The transcript has 2 exons. The record is from RefSeq and is a predicted model, not a curated record. Gene Ontology annotation, cellular component: nucleus. Gene Ontology annotation, biological process: response to tumor necrosis factor; ubiquitin-dependent protein catabolic process; response to type II interferon. Lineage: Eukaryota; Metazoa; Chordata; Mammalia; Artiodactyla; Hippopotamidae.